UUUAAAAAAUGGCGGCCCCCAUAGUCGACGCGAUCGACGCUGUUCGCACCUGAGGCAACCCGAAUUUUAUAAGCUAUUCGCAAAACGCUAGUUCAUAAAUAUUUGUAGGAGCCAAGGCACCGUUUCAGCUAGCCUUGACACAUACGGCGGACACCAUGGUCGACGAAAUAAGGCAAGCUUUACGGAGUCAGCAGUGCGAUGAACAGAGAGAGCGUCGACAAAAACUUGUGGACGACAGGCGAGGAGCGUCGGUUUAUACGAAGGAGUUAGAGCCCAUGCCAAUCGAAGAGUUUGAAGCAAUGCUGAAGGAUAUAAAAGCUCAAAGGAACAACAAGCACUACCUCAGGAAGGUGAAGAACUCGCUGGCUUUGGGCGACGAUUACAUCAGUAGGUUUCUCAGGACCAAUGGUGCCUUGGAGCAACUCCUGUCCGUGACCCUGCGCAGCGUUGAAUCCUCAUGCCAGCUCGAAGCUCUCGCUUGCUUCACCAACCUGGCCUGUGGAGACCACAAGGCCACCUUCCGGGUGCUGCGUUGUGCCGGCCCCUAUCUGAUCACAUUCCUCAAUGGCAGCAACCCUUUUCUCCAGGAGCAGUCAGCAUGGUGUCUUACCAACAUUGCCAAGGAUUGUGACGAGUGUCGCAACCUGCUGAGGUGCCAAGGAGCGAGUCAUGCUUUUAUCAAAGCACUCCAGAGCAUCUACCCUCAGGUGAUUGACAUGGCAGUGCUUGCUCUUCAGGCUUAUGCACAGUCGCCUGCUGACAUCAUCCAAGACUUGGUCACUCGGGGCCUGCUCAAACACCUGCUCCCGCUGUUUGACCGGGACUCUGCAAAGCCCGACUUCAUUGGUCAGCUUGGCUGGAUCACAUUUUACGCCUAUAGCAACGACAGUGUUCAAGUCGAAGACAUGGACUGUACAGCUAGACUGUGCCACACGGUUGCGAACAAGAUGGUUCACUACAGCUUAGCUCCUCAAGAAAAUUCUGCUGCCCUGGCUUCUCUUUUGGUAUGCCUGGCCACCUGGAGCAGCCGGUCGUGUGACCUGGCCAGCGCAUUGGCUGGGAUGGCCGGCAUGGUUGCUGCACUGGGUCGCCUCCUGGAGGCGCCUUAUCUGCACCUGCGCCGGGAAGCCUUGUGGCUCAUGCACUGUCUUUCAGGGCCCCUGGCUCAAUAUGAUCUGGCCGACAUCUCUGCUGCCAUUAAUGGAAUUGUGCCUCUGCUGACACCAGGAGCGGAGUAUAUAACUGAGGUCCUCCUGCUGCUUCAAGGCAUUUCCACUGCACUACCAGCCUUUAGACACAGUCUUGCAGGAAGCGCAGCAGUUCUUGCCCAACUCCAGCAAAUGACUCCGGAACACUUCGGUGAAUGUCAGAAGCUUCAAGCAAUACUCUCUCAACCCUAGUGUGUUUAUAGUGUGCUUUUAGUACUGUAUACAUAGGCGUGCGCAGGGUUGCCCAUCAGGGGGGGCAAAGAUUCUUCGCAGCGCCCCCCCACCCUACUAAGUCAAUGUAUGGGGCAGAUUUUCCGCCCCCCCCCCCACUCUUAU
This is a messenger RNA of Rhipicephalus sanguineus (brown dog tick), 1544 nucleotides long. Its product is annotated as importin subunit alpha-6. The record is from RefSeq and is a predicted model, not a curated record. Gene Ontology annotation, molecular function: protein binding. Bases 156 to 1400 code for a protein of 414 amino acids. The transcript is spliced from 11 exons. Lineage: Eukaryota; Metazoa; Arthropoda; Arachnida; Ixodida; Ixodidae.